This is a messenger RNA of Ziziphus jujuba (common jujube), 2362 nucleotides long. RefSeq names its product pentatricopeptide repeat-containing protein At2g35030, mitochondrial. Bases 357 to 2300 code for a protein of 647 amino acids. NCBI's taxonomy places the organism in Eukaryota, Viridiplantae, Streptophyta, Magnoliopsida, Rosales, Rhamnaceae. The record is from RefSeq and is a predicted model, not a curated record. Gene Ontology annotation, molecular function: protein binding; RNA binding. Gene Ontology annotation, biological process: RNA modification. The transcript has a single exon.
GGUUAAGGUGGUUUUCCUUCUUACAAAGCCUUUUUCAUUCCUUGAGAAUGGUUAAAUCCCAGUCAAAUCAAAACUUGUUUAAUCCGAUUAAAAGUCCGAUAAUGAUAAAGAAAAAGAUAUAAAAAUUAAAAUGGGAAAGGCCGAAAUUUCGUUUUGCGAGAAAUUUGGUAAACGAGACGAGUCGAAGAAAAAAAAAAAAAAAAAGAAAACAAAAAAAGAGCGGGUAGAAACAGUGAAGAGCUGUUGAAAGCGAUAACAAUGGCUUCUACUUUGUAAAAUACUGAAACAUUCUGUUGGAAAAAUUCAAUUCUAAGAGUGUUUUGUUUUUUUUUCUCGCGAACCAAACAGGGCGCCAAAUGCUAGCAGUGUUUCGAGUGUCAAUACUCGCUGUAAUAAGCGUUAGCAAUAAAAGCACAAUACCUCUUCUGAGCUUUGCUCAAAAUAUCGCCCUCAUACCAUGCAAUGUCAAACUAUAUCAAUCUAUAAACUGCGAGAAAACACCUAAAAUCGCAUUACCCGGAAGAGAUUAUAGCGCCAAUUCUGAUGUAGCACGGUCCAAUUGGCUGAUUACGAAGCUAAGCAAAGAUGGUAAACUUUUCGAGGCACGCCAGCAGUUUGAUAAGAUGCCUGAUAAAGACGUGGUCACUUGGACGACGGUUAUCACUGGGUAUAUCAGAUGUGGAAUGAUCGAGGAGGCGAGGAGGCUGUUUGAUAGGGUGGAUGCUAAGAAGAAUGUUAUCACUUGGACUGCGAUGGUAAGCGGGUAUAUACGGUUGAAGCGGAUUAAGGAAGCAGAGAGGUUGUUUCUUGAGAUGCCUGUGAAGAACAUGGUUUCUUGGAACACAAUGAUAGAUGGGUACGCGCAAAAUGGCCGGGUUGAUUUGGCACUCGAUUUGUUUGAAAGAAUGCCAGAGAAGAAUGUGGUUUCUUGGAAUACAAUCAUAACGGCGUUGGCUCAAUGCCGGAGGAUUGAGCAUGCACGUAGACUUUUUGAUGAAAUGCCUGACAGGGAUGUGAUUUCUUGGACAGCAAUGGUCGCGGGCUUGUCUAGAAACGGGAGGAUUGAUGAAGCCCGGGAACUUUUUGACAGGAUUCCAGUGCGGAAUGUGGUUUCCUGGAAUGCAAUGAUUACAGGCUACGCACAAAAUAUGAGAUUGGAUGAGGCUUUUGAAUUGUUUGAGAGGAUGCCGGAGAGAGAUAUGCCUUCAUGGAAUACUAUGAUUACUGGUUUUAUUCAGAAUGGGGAUCUAAAGAGGGCAUGGGAAUUGUUUAAUGAAAUGCCCCAAAAGAAUGCCAUCUCUUGGACCACAAUGAUCACAGGAUAUAUACAAGACGGGCAAAAUGAAGAAGCAUUGAAAAUCUUUUCGAAAAUGGUGGCAGCUGGUGGUGUGAGACCGAAUCAAGGAACUUUCGUAAGUAUUUUGAGUGCUUGUAGCAACUUAGCUGGCCUUGGUGAGGGACAGCAAAUCCAUCAGAUGAUAAGUAAAACAGUCUAUCAGGGCUCUGCUUUCUUGGUAUCAGCACUCAUAAACAUGUACUCAAAAUGUGGAGAGUUGAGCACUGCAAGGAAAAUGUUUGAUGAUGGCUCUACAAGCCACAGAGAUUUGAUCUCCUGGAAUGGCAUGAUUGCUGCAUAUGCACAUCAUGGAUGUGGCAUGGAGGCAGUUGACUUGUUUAACGAAAUGCAGAAAUUAGGCGUCAAACCUGAUGAUGUCACGUAUGUGGGGCUUCUCUCUGCAUGCAGCCAUGCUGGUUUGGUGGAGGAGGGGUUACAAUACUUUAAUGAGCUUGUUAGAGACAGGUCAAUAAGAGUAAGAGAGGAUCACUUUACAUGCUUUGUUGAUCUUUGUGGUCGUGCAGGGAGGCUCAAAGAGGCUUUUGAUUUCAUUGCACAACUUGAGACUAAGCCAUCAGCAUCUGUUUGGGGGGCUCUUCUUGCUGGAUGUAAUGUUCAUGGUAACAUGAAUAUUGGGAAGCUGGCUGCACAGAAGCUUUUAGAAGAUGAGCCAGAGAACUCUGGCAGUUACUUGCUGUUAUCCAACAUCUAUGCUUCCUCUGGAAAAUGGAGGGAAGCUGCUAAAAUGAGGUUAAAAAUGAAGGAGAAGGGGUUGAAGAAGCAGCCUGGUUGCAGUUGGAUAGAAGUGGGGAAUAAGAUCCAUGUUUUUGUAGUUGGUGAUAAGUCACACUGUCAAUCUAAAAUUAUUUGUUCUUUACUUAGUGAUCUUCAUGAACUGAUGAAGAAGAUUGGACAUGUACCAAAUAGUGAUUUAACAGUGGAAGAAGAAUUUUCAAUACCAUAAGUUUUGAAUUUGCAGAUAUAUCGAGGUACAAUAGAAGAAGAAAGGACCUGAUAUUGAAAACA